UCCAUAACCACACAAAGUGAAACCACAAACACAAACAAGGAAGUAAAACACCAAUUGAAAGCCAUCGAUUAAAGCCACUGCGAAGAGCGCAAUCAACAGCAAAGAGUGCUACCCCAGCCGUUAGCAGACCAGAAACAAACACUACAGCCUCGGCCAACCAAAGCCGGAAUAAAAAACUCGGGACAGACGCCCGGAACAAGAACACGAUCGAUCGAAAACACAGAAAGCAAAUCAAGAGUAACCUGGCCGAAUUUCCCUUAGAGCGCCGUUGUCUUCGACGAUCUGAACCUCCCUUGAAGAAACCGCUCAAAACCGCCGAUCCAGUUUGCCUCUAGAGAUGUUGUUAAUUAAAAUCAAAUUGGAUAUUCUAAAAGCUCGAAGUAAAUAUUAUAAAAUUAAAUAGAUCAAUUGAGUAUCCAAAAACUGACGGAAAACCUUAGUGAUCAAGUAAAGUGCAGCGUUUUCAUUGCAAUUCAUCUCUAUGAUGAUCAGAGUUCCUCCUUAUCGUCCUUUGUCAAGCUACCUUCAUCCAAUAAUUUCUCCAAGAUUGGUUGCAAAAAUGUUGGGCUUUGGCACAAACAAUAAUUUUGGAGGAGCUGUUAAGUGUAUGGCAGUGAAACCACCUGCUCACCCCACAUAUGAUUUGAAGGGGGUUAUUCAACUUGCCCUUUCUGAAGAUGCGGGGGAUAAAGGAGAUGUGACUUGUAAAGCAACAAUUCCGGCUGAUAUGGAAGUGGAAGCUCACUUUCUGGCUAAGGAGGAUGGGAUCAUAGCGGGGAUUGCGCUUGCUGAAAUGGUAUUCAGUGAAGUUGAUCCUACAUUGCAGGUGGUGUGGUCUAGAAAGGAUGGCGAUGAAGUGAAUAAAGGCCUACAAUUUGGCAAAGUGCAUGGAAAGGCGUAUAGCAUAAUUGUUGCUGAAAGGGUUGCACUUAAUUUUAUGCAGAGAAUGAGUGGAAUCGCUACACUGACUAAGGCAAUGGCAGAUGCUGCAUGUCCUGCAUUUAUCUUGGAGACAAGAAAAACUGCUCCUUGUUUGCGUUUAAUCGAUAAGUGGGCGGUAUUAAUUGGCGGUGGCCAAAAUCAUAGAAUGGGUUUGUUUGAUAUGGUGAUGAUAAAAGACAAUCAUAUAUCAGCAGCAGGAGGUGUUAAUGAAGCUUUAAAAUCUGUUGACCUGUAUCUGGACCAAAAUAACCUUCAAAUGGGGGUUGAGAUUGAAACAAGAACACUUGAAGAAGUAGACGAGGUGCUACAAUAUGCAUCGAGAACACCAAAGACAUCAUUGAGUAGAUUAAUGUUGGACAAUAUGGUCGUUCCGCUUCCAAAUGGAGAUGUUGAUGUCUCGAUGCUCAAGAAGGCUGUUAGUUUGAUCAAUGGGAGAUUUGAGACUGAGGCUUCUGGAAAUGUUACACUUCAGACAGUGCAUUUGAUUGGGCAAACUGGUGUCACUUAUAUAUCCAGUGGAGCACUGACACAUUCUGUGAAGGCGCUCGACAUUUCCCUGAAGAUCGAUACAGAGCUUGCUCUCAAAGUAGGAAGGCGGACAAAGCGGGCAUGAUGGUCAUCCUAUUUAUUAAUGGACUUAAUUAUUAACCUUUUGAGGUCAUCUGCUAGUUCUUAGCCCUAAUCCAGACCGUGACAUUGGAUUGAGAUGUUAUUUUCCCUAUUACUCCGUAUUAUAUACGGAGUUUGAAGCUGUAUUCUUGCCAGGGAAAAAAAUAGGAAACUUGGCUUAAAUUUUCUCUUCCCUAGAGUCUCAUUGUGGGUGGGAGCUUUUUGUGGUGAUGGUGAUGGAUUGUAGGAACAUAGUAGGUUUCAGGCAUCCAUGACUAAGAUUGCAACUGUCAACAUUUUUUGAAAUAAGAAGCAACCAACGGGACAGGACUGAGAGAUGGACGUAAAGGAACUCUAGGGUGGACUCAAUCCCGGAACCGGACUCGACUGGGAGGGUAAAGAAUUAAACCGGUUCCCCGCUUUUACAGUUUUGGACUGAAUUGAGAUUGGGUGAGUCUAAGGUUCCCUUUGGAUGGCAUUAAGUUCCUAUUUGUCCCAAUGCAUGGGAUUGUUGGUGAACUAUACUCUGUAUUUUUGUUUCUCCAUUCUAUUUUUUUACACUUGGAUAAUGGGCGAGGGUAUUAACCAAAGAAGAUGGGUAGGGUGGUAAUCGAAUUAGCUUUUGUUAUGCUUUUCUUGUCCCUUUUUCUUUUACCUGAUGUUACC
Cuscuta europaea is the source of this 2217-nucleotide messenger RNA. Lineage: Eukaryota; Viridiplantae; Streptophyta; Magnoliopsida; Solanales; Convolvulaceae. The record is from the annotation of a GenBank genome assembly.